Messenger RNA from Pisolithus orientalis, 1044 nucleotides. RefSeq lists its product as uncharacterized. The record is from RefSeq and is a predicted model, not a curated record. The coding region runs from base 1 to 1044 and encodes 347 amino acids. NCBI's taxonomy places the organism in Eukaryota, Fungi, Basidiomycota, Agaricomycetes, Boletales, Pisolithaceae. The transcript has 6 exons.
AUGCCUAUGAAUGAAAUUCGACGGGCACUUGACGACCUCGUGUUAGGCAUAAUGCACAUCGAAGCUGGCAGCUGCAUGUCCCCUAGAAUUAUAUCUGGCACGGAUUCGAUCGACAUGAAAUUGCCAACUAUGAUGUGGGCGCACCUAGGCCGUAGAGGGAAGUCUCCAACUACCUUUUUGCCUGAAGCAUUUAGGUUUUGUGACCCUUAUUUCUCUUCGAGGCAGGGCCGAGAGGUUUAUCGAUGGGCGAAAGCUGGAAAGUUCGAGCAAGUCGAUAAACUUGGGUAUACGGUGGUUGUAUGGGUGCCACCCCCUCAACUACACAUCGUGAAAACACAGCAUCUACAAGGGGUCGCCAGGAGACAGAUAAAGGUCACUUAUCAACCAAAAGAUUCAGUGAGCCAAUGCGAGUACCCAUCGCAUGGUGUCGUCGUUUUCAGCAACUGCACUUCACCAGACGACCUGGAGAAAUCGCAGUGCCAGAAAUGUUUCGUCAACACCUGCAGGGUGGGUCGUCCAGAGAAUUUGGAAUGCAAGAUGGCAUUCUUGCGGUUUCAAGCCUUGGAGAUACUGUUCAACAGUCAGCUGAAGAACCCCAGAAAAUUUACCCGGCAUAUCCACCUUCGUCGAUCUAUUGAAGAUGUCUCUGUUAUGGUUAAUAAUGAUUGGAGGGUGGAGGCUUGUAUCGUUGCGAUCAAUAUAACCAAUUGUCCUGGCAUGCUUGGGUCCCAAGUACAUCAUCCCAAUAAACUGACUGAUCAACAAUGUCUAGAACAUGGCGAAGUCAUGGAGAUGCUCCAGGCGAUAAUACAUAACUUCUCAGUUUUAGUUGGAUGGACAGAGUUGUAUAAGCCAGGGCAUUCAAGUGGGGUAGUGACCUGUGGGGCUGCCAUUAAAUUCUUUUUGGGCAUAUUUGGUGGCAGUGACUUCAAUGAUUUUACAGCACCCAUAACUGUGUACAAAGCGAAGGCUGAUAUAUUGAUGGUUGAGGACCGCCACAGAUGUGCAGUAGGAGAAAAUUAUGAAGUAGCAGAUCCAUUCUGA